Molecule: messenger RNA, 1011 nt
Organism: Penicillium expansum
Lineage: Eukaryota; Fungi; Ascomycota; Eurotiomycetes; Eurotiales; Aspergillaceae
Exons: 2
Coding region: 1-1011 (336 amino acids)
Source: RefSeq, a predicted model, not a curated record
AUGGCCACUCUCACUAUGACUCCUACUCGUCAGCCUUUGGGCUGCUUGGAUACGAUGCCAUUGAUGCGCUCAAAACUUAAUCGUCAGAACCAGCAAAAUGGUGCCAUGUCUAUGAAGUCCACCCCAAUGAAGAGCUCUAUCUUCAUUGACGCCGAUUCUGAGAAUAUCAACCCAGCCAGCUUCUCCACAAAACGCAAGCGUACAUUCGAGGACGACGAGGAGAAGAGCGCGUCCAAGCCCAUCAAAAUAUCCCGCAUCGCUCUUUCCACCCGCAUCAACAUCUCCCCCCGUCUCUCAACCCCUUCAAAGAUCUCCACAAUUACAACUCCCAAAUCAGCUCCAGUUCUCAAGCCCGCUGGUCGCUCCCCACCACCAAAGUUGAGCAAGUCCGCCACUCGCCGUUCACUCAUCUCCAAGCCCCGCUCAGAGCAAUAUACCAAGCGCGGCGUCGCUCGUCCCUUCUCUCUUGCCUCUGUCCUCGCCCAAUCUACAACUCCCAAGCCUGCACCUGCUCCCAAGGCCCCUGCCUCGUGGGCCUUCGAUAUCCACGUCGACACCGAGCAGGAGGAAAUGACCAACCUGAUGCAACACUCUACUACUGUUCUCGAUAUCAGUGACGACGAGGGAAAAUUGGACACCUGCACCCGUGGAAAGGAGAAUAUUCCCCCUCACGAGCUGGGCAUCGAACUCCCCCAAGCUCGCCAGUCCGCCGCUACUAUCCCUGCCGCCUCUCGCAAGUCGCCCAAGAUGGAGGAGCCCCGUGCUCCGCUCGGUGAGCUCAAUGCUGCUGAAUACUAUGCCGAGGACUGCAAUGCUUUCUCCUACACAAUCGUCUAUGAUGAAGAGCAUGCUCCCGAGUUCAAGAAGCCUUCUUCGCCUCUUUCUCAGAGCCAAGAGGCAGUUGUCACUACUUCCAUCGCUUCUGUUUUAGAUGCGGUUACUUCACCGGCUGCUGAAACCCAGCACGAAUAUCACGAGAACUCAACUGAGAGCACCGACUCUGCUCUUUGA